Messenger RNA from Lepus europaeus (European hare), 909 nucleotides. RefSeq names its product olfactory receptor 4C12-like. NCBI's taxonomy places the organism in Eukaryota, Metazoa, Chordata, Mammalia, Lagomorpha, Leporidae. The transcript has a single exon. Gene Ontology annotation, cellular component: membrane. The record is from RefSeq and is a predicted model, not a curated record. Gene Ontology annotation, biological process: G protein-coupled receptor signaling pathway. The coding region runs from base 1 to 909 and encodes 302 amino acids. Gene Ontology annotation, molecular function: olfactory receptor activity; G protein-coupled receptor activity.
AUGAGGAUGCACAAUGUAUCCGAGUUCAUCCUUCUGGGCUUGACCCAAAAUAUGGAGCUUCAGAAAUUGUCAUUUGCUGUGUUUUUAAUUGUCUACCUGGUCACCUUGGUAGGCAACCUACUCAUCAUGAUCACCAUCAGCAGCAGCAAAGCCCUUGAAUCCCCCAUGUACUUCUUUCUGUCUUACUUAUCGCUUAUAGAUGGCUGCUGUUCUUCAUCCAUGACCCCUAAAAUGCUAGCUGACGCUCUUGCUGAGAGAAAAACCAUCUCCUUUCAAGGCUGCCUGGCUCAGGUCUUUGCUGAACAUCUCUUUGGUGCUGCUGAGAUCAUCCUUCUCACAGUGAUGGCCUAUGAUCGCUAUGUGGCCAUCUGUAAGCCCUUGCACUACAUGAAUAUCAUGAACCGACAGGUGUGCAGCCUCCUUGUGGCAGUGACCUGGGCUGGAGGUGUCUUCCAUGCAACCAUUCAGAUCCUUUUCACAGUCUGGCUACCCUUUUGUGGUCCCAACGUCAUAGACCAUUUCAUGUGUGACUUGAACCCUUUACUGAAACUCGUCUGCAUGGACACCCAUACCCUUGGUCUCUUUGUAGCUGCCAACAGUGGGUUCAUCUGUCUGUUGAACUUUCUCCUCUUGAUAGCCUCUUACGUGGUCAUCCUAUAUACUCUGAAAUCUCACAGCUUGGAGGGAAGACGCAAAGCCCUCUCCACCUGUGUCUCUCACAUCACCGUGGUCAUCUUAUUCUUUGUUCCCUGCAUAUUUGUAUACCUGCGCCCAGUGACCACCUUCUCCAUCGACAAAGCUGUGGCUGUGUUUUAUACCAUGAUAACUCCUAUGUUAAACCCUUUAAUCUAUACUCUCAGAAAUGCAGAGGUGAAAAAUGCUAUGAAGAAGAUCUGGGCCAAAAGGUGA